UGUCCUAGCUUAACCGAAUGAAUGGAUGCUGUGAUGCACUGAGGUGCCUUUGCUCACAUCUCUCCAAGAUGACAUGAACAUUUAAGCUCAUAUUUCAACCCUCUCGCUCCUGUCUUCCACGAACUCCCGCCACUGCUGGUCAGGGUACCAUGGCAACGAGGAUGAAGCUGAAGCUGAAGACUGUGUUUGUGCUCUACUUCAUGGUCUCCCUCCUGGGCCUUGUCUAUGCAUUGAUGCAGCUUGGUCAACGCUGCGACUGCACAGAACAUGACAUGCCCAAAGACCGCACCAUAUCUCGACUGCGGGGGGAGCUGCACCGUCUUCAGGAGCAGAUAAGGAAGUCAGAGGCAACCAAACAACCCCAGAAACCUGCAGCCAAGCCUUCUCUGCCCACCAUAUUUGUGAUCACCCCAACAUACGCAAGGCUGGUGCAGAAGGCCGAGCUGACUCGUUUGUCCCAGACAUUCCUCCAUGUUCCUCAGCUCCACUGGAUUGUUGUGGAAGACUCGCCUCAUAAGACGCCACUAGUGACUGACCUUCUUGUAAAGAGUGGCCUGACCUACACACACUUGCACAUGCCUACUGCUAAGGACCGCAAACUCCAGGAGGGUGACCCCAGCUGGCUGAAGCCUCGUGGAGUCGAGCAGAGGAAUGAGGGUCUACGGUGGCUCAGAGAGGACAGAAGGGCUCAGCCGGGUGGAGACAACCAGCAGGGGGUGGUUUACUUUGCUGAUGAUGACAACACAUACAGCCUGCAGAUAUUUGAAGAGAUGAGGAGUACCCAGCGAGUUUCAGUGUGGCCAGUGGGGCUGGUUGGAGGGAUGAAAUAUGAAAGGCCUGUGGUUGAGGGAGGAAAGGUUGUUCGUUUCCAUACCGGCUGGCGUCCCAGUCGCCCCUUCCCAAUGGACAUGGCCGGCUUUGCUGUGUCCCUCAAACUGGUCCUGGCCAAUCCAGAGGCUUGUUUUGAUGGAGAGGCACCAAUGGGCUUCCUAGAAAGCAGCUUCCUCCAGGGAUUGGUUACCAUGGACGAACUGGAGCCCAAGGCGGACAACUGCUCUAAAGUGCUGGUGUGGCACACACGGACAGAGAAACCGAAGAUGAAGAGAGAGGAGGCUCUGCAAGCUCAGGGACUGGGUUCAGACCCUGCUGUGGAGGUCUGAGGAACACACACACAUUCACACACACACACACUGCACACACACAUUCACAUUCACACACACACCACACACACACACACACUGUAAAGCAUAUUCUGCUGUUAAAUGCUGCAUAUGGUUCUCUGCGUUGUAAAUACUGUAAAACAGAAAACUAUCUGUUGGAGAUGACAUUUAAAUUUACCUGGUUAUGACUGUUUGUUUUCUUGUGUCAGGUAGUAAAUGUACGUGUGUGUAUAUAUUGAGUGAGUGUGGGUGUUGUGGUAACUGUACUGACUGUAUAUUAGUGUAAUUAUCAGGGUUUUCUUUGGUUUUAGUGAGUUAGAUGUCUUCAUUUAGCAGUACAGGGGAUGAGUUCUAACAAUUGCCUAAUGGGGGCGCCAGAUCAAAAAUUUUGUGAAGCCAUGCAGUUACACCACCAGUACAUUUCUGCUUAAAGCUGGAGGAACAAUCACGUCUUAUUACAGACUCGCAUACUUGUAUCAUUCGUAGGGUUGUACAUAUUGUGCUCAAUGGAAAUCCUGCAGUGUAACCCAUUCCUGACAGCAGUUAGAUAUUCUUAUGUCUUCUUAUGUCUGAGUUACACCAAGACUGGUUCCAUCUCCUGUCUAUGUUCCCUCUGGUAGUUGUUUCUGAUCCGUACCACCGACUUCUUGACUGAUUUCUGACCGAGAUGCAGUUGCCAUGGAGCACUUUAUUCAUGCAUGGCUUCCGUUUUUGUGAUAUUAAGUGUCUGUAAGUCUGUAUUCAGCCAUAUAGAUGCUUUUUUUAAUCAUCAUCAGAGGCAUGAUCAUAGUCUUUAUUUAGUAUUGUGGAGCAAAGAUAGUACUAAAGUGCAUUUUUUCACCGUAAACAAUAUUCAUAGCAUAAACAGCAGCCAGAAAACACGCCAAACAGGGAACAAACCUUAGCAACUAGUUGCCUUGCCUUUAUCAUGCUCUCAUGCACCUGUGUUAAAAACACACAAAACUAGUACAACUUGGUGACACUAUGCUGCAACACAGGCGUAACAAAUACCGAGAUGCAAUGAUUCCACACCCAGUGUAGCUUUAGUGAUACAGCUCAGAGCGCAAAUGCUGGUUUUCAAUAGUGUGAUAGCAACAACAACUAGUUCAACAAGCAUUUUAAUGUGUAUCCUUGUAGUGAUGCUUUUUAGAAAGUUCGUGGAAUCAAUUUAGAGGCUUUGAUUAAGGGAACAACACUACUGACGCUCCUGUAAAUUCAAACAGAAUACAAAACAUGGCCUUCAUGCUACAUUUCCACUGAGAACAACACUUCAAUUUGCCUUUAAUAGACAAAAACAGCCCCUGGUAUUUAGCACUAGCAGUAUUUCAAAACUAUAUUUGAAAAAAACUCUUCAAAUAUAAAUUGAACUACUCGGUAUGUGCUUGAUUAUCUGUCACAACAUCCUCAGAAAUCAGAAGAAUGAAGAGCAAAGUAACGUUAAAGUUCGAACAAGUGCUCCUCAGCUGCUGUUGUAUGAUACUGUAAAAACAGCUAGUGCCUGCUCAUGUGUAAUUAGUGCCUGUAAGUCAGUUCUCUUACUGGUGUAUAAAGUAUUUAUCACUGUAAUAUUCUUUACAUUGUAUAAUGUGAUCAUGUCUGUCCCUGGUCUUAAAAUAAA
Molecule: messenger RNA, 2778 nt
Organism: Seriola dumerili (greater amberjack)
Lineage: Eukaryota; Metazoa; Chordata; Actinopteri; Carangiformes; Carangidae
Gene: b3gat3
Product: beta-1,3-glucuronyltransferase 3
Exons: 8
Coding region: 150-1160 (336 amino acids)
Biological process (GO): chondroitin sulfate proteoglycan biosynthetic process; carbohydrate metabolic process
Cellular component (GO): Golgi membrane
Molecular function (GO): galactosylgalactosylxylosylprotein 3-beta-glucuronosyltransferase activity
Source: RefSeq, a predicted model, not a curated record